Messenger RNA from Auxenochlorella protothecoides, 2751 nucleotides. Its product is annotated as Adenosylmethionine-8-amino-7-oxononanoate aminotransferase. The record is from RefSeq and is a predicted model, not a curated record. Gene Ontology annotation, biological process: biotin biosynthetic process. The transcript is spliced from 12 exons. Lineage: Eukaryota; Viridiplantae; Chlorophyta; Trebouxiophyceae; Chlorellales; Chlorellaceae. Gene Ontology annotation, cellular component: mitochondrion. Gene Ontology annotation, molecular function: S-adenosyl-L-methionine:8-amino-7-oxononanoate transaminase activity; pyridoxal phosphate binding; dethiobiotin synthase activity. The coding region runs from base 1 to 2751 and encodes 916 amino acids.
AUGUACUACGGCAAUGACACGGCGUUCUCCUGCCCCUCGUGUGUCGGCACGUUUCGGCACCCUGGUGCCAAGUGGAAGCUGCUGCACCUCCUGGCCUCACGGCCAGAAUGGGAUCGAGUCAUGCAGCCCUACCAAGCAUUCAUGGUCACAGACGACGAUCUGCUGAUGGCACCCCAUGACUUGGACAUCGGGUUUGACGUGUUCUCCCGGCACUCCCUGGAUCUGGGCCAGCUGUCAGUGUGUCCCUCUCCAGACUCCUACACCUGGUGGGAGCUGAUGUACCAAAACUCCUCCAACACCCUGCGCUACACGGCCUUUGUGGAGAACAUGGCCCCCAUGUUCUCCAAGAGCAUGCUCACAAAGCAUGUGCUCCCUCACCUGGAGGAUGCCAGCAUCGGCUGGGGCCUGGACUUCUUGUGGCCCUUCCUGCUGCGCUAUGCUCGCGAGUCUGUGGGGGUCGUGGACGUCGUGUGCAUGACACACCCGUCCACAAAGCCAGAGUCUGGGAGCAGCAUUUACGCCACCACACACGAAAAGGGUUGGACGCCGCGCCAAGAGAGGGACAAGCUGAUGAAGCAUUGGAAGAUCAACACCGCAGCCUAUCGCCGUCACGGACUGAAGCUGGCGCCAAUGCAGACGCAAUUUGCCGCGGUACCCUUGCCGCCGGCAGGUUACAGAGAUGACGGCCACAUCUCCCUGGGCUUCCCCACGCUGUGCAUCUGGGGUGCAAACACGGGCGUGGGGAAGACACUCGUCAGCGCCGGGCUGGCCGCGGCGGUGACGCGCGCAGAGGGAAGCCUGCUGUACCUCAAGCCCCUGCAGACCGGCUUCCCCACCGACUCCGACGCGCGCACAGUCCUCGCCGCCGUGGCGACCGAGCUGGCGGCCUUCGAGGAGCGUGGCCUCUUCCUGCGCGGUGACUGCAUGGCGCUGGUGGAGAGCGCGGGCGGCGUGGCCAGCCCCAGCCCCGCCGGCGGCGCCCAGUGCGACCUGCUCGCACCCCUCUGCGCCCCGGCCCUGCUGGUGGGCGACGGCCGCCUGGGCGGCAUCUCCGUCACCUACGCCGCCUACGAGCUGCUGCGUGGCCGGGGCCACGCCGUGCCCUUCCUCCUGCUGGCGGAGGAGCAGGCGGGGAACGCCGACGCCCUGGCCCGCCUCAUCGGGCCGGGCGAGACCCAGAUCCUGGCUCUGCCCCCGCUCCCGGCGCCGGCGCCCGCGCGGGACGCAGCUGCGGAAGGGGGACGUGCAGAGGCCGCCGCCGUGCCGGCCUACCUCGAACCUCCGUGCGCCGACGCCGGGCUGGCUGACUGGCUGAGCCGCACCGCCUUGGUAUUCGAUCGCCUGCGGGUCGACGUCGCAGAGGAGCACGCCCGCCGCGUGCGGCGGCUGCAGAGCCUGGAGGAGACCGCCCGACGCAGGGUUUGGUGGCCUUUCCACCAGCACGCGCGCGCAGACAGCCCGGUGGCGGUCUUCGAUGCCCGGGCGGGGGAGCGCUUGCUCACGCUGGGCCCCGCCGAGUGCACGCCCAGCCUGCUGGCGGAGGCGAUGCUGGACUCGGUGGGCCAGGGCUGGGCGUCCCGCGCCUUCUUCUCGGACGACGGGUCCACCGCGGUUGAGGUGGCGCUGAAGAUGGCCUUCCGGAAGUUCCUGGCGGAUCGGGGGGCCACGGACUGGGAGGUGGAUGACGGCCCCGAGCUGGGGGUGCUGGGCCUGCAGGGCGCCUACCACGGCGACACGCUGGGCGCCAUGGACUGCGUGGCGCCCUCGCCCUUCAACGGCCGCCGCCAGACGCCCUGGUACGCGGGCCGCGGCCUGUUCCUGGACCCACCCACCCUGGCGUUGCGGGGCGGUGCCUGGGCGGGCGCGGGCCAGCCGGCCCCGCUCCCCGACCUGGCGGCGGUGUUCGCGCCGCGGCCCGAGGCAGUGGCCGCCCACCGCGCCGCGAUCGCCGCGGCGCUGGACGCGCACGACGCCGCGGCGGGCGCACAUCUCGCCGCGCGUCCCGCGCCGCCGGCGCUGGCAGCCUGCCUGCUGGAGCCGGUGGUGCAGGGGUCGGGAGGCAUGCGCCUGGUGGACCCCGCCUUCCAGCGCGCCCUGGCGGCGGAGGCCCGCGCCCGUGGCAUCCCCCUCGUCCUGGACGAAGUGUUCACGGGCCUGUGGCGGCUGGGCGCGCCGUCGGGGGCGGCCCUGCUGGGCCUCGACCCCGACGUGGCCUGCUAUGGCAAGCUGCUGACAGGGGGGCUGGUCCCGCUGGCCCUCACCCUGGCCUCUGAGCCCGUGUUCGAGGCCUUCAAAGGGGAGAGCAAGCUGGACGCGCUGCUGCACGGCCACUCUUACACCGCCCACCCGACCGGCUGCGCGGCGGCGCUGGCGGCGCUGGCGGCAUACGCGAGCCCCGCCCUGAACCCCAAUGCGGGCGCGCUGGCGGGGGCCGCGGCGCGGCGCCUGCCGCUGACGCUCUGGGGUGAGGCCGCGGCCGCCGAGCUGUCCCGCCUGCCGGGCGUGGCGGGGGUGACCACGCUGGGCACGCUGCUGGCGGUGGAGCUGGGCGGGGGCGGGGGCGGGUACGCCUCGGACGCGGCGGCGGGGGUGGUGGCGGCGCUUCGGCGCCACGGCGUGUUUGCGCGCCCGCUCGGCCCCGUGGUCUACCUCAUGGUCACGCCCAUGACGGGGGCGGGGGAGGUGGACCGCCUGCUGGCCGCCAUGAAGCUGGCCCUGGCGGAUGCGGGGACGGGGGCGGGCCCAUGUUGA